Molecule: messenger RNA, 2529 nt
Organism: Colletotrichum costaricense
Lineage: Eukaryota; Fungi; Ascomycota; Sordariomycetes; Glomerellales; Glomerellaceae
Exons: 2
Coding region: 1-2529 (842 amino acids)
Source: RefSeq, a predicted model, not a curated record
AUGGUUGCGAAAGCACCUAUUCACCAGCCUGAACCUGCGAGGAAGAUAUUGAUUUGCGACAACUCGAGUGGUAACAGCGACGCAGACGACGACUCGGUUUCAGAGAACGUGGUCGAUCUUGGUUCGGCGGAUGAAGGGACACCUCCGAUUACACCUCUCCCAGCGGAACUACUGGAGCCUCAAAGUGUGCAAACUCCAACAUUAGAACCUUCCUUCAUGAAGCUUCCACCUGGAGACUCUCAUCCGAUUGAUUGUCUUCCAGUAGAGUCUCUCCCAGUGGAACCCAGCCCAACAGAAACUCCUCUUGAAGCAAGCCAUCCUGCAGAAACCGCUUCACCAGCGAAGAAAACGCCGUUGACGGAACCAACCGCAACACCAAAUCUACCACAAAAGCCUCGAAGAGUGAUUCUGCGACCGGCAAGAUUGAAGAGACUCAGCCCUGAAGCAGAAGUUAACCCAACCACCGCAUUCACAUCGGAAGAAAAGGAUGUCUUGAAGCGUUUCGUCACUACCUUGAGUGCUCAAAGACAUCAACUCUUCGCUAAAUCCGAGUUCAUUCUGCCAACGAUUGUGCCCAGCCUCGUCUCCAUAUCGUCUGCGUAUGGGUCCAGUCAAACAAUAGCAGCGACAGGCACGGCGGACGCGAGGAAAGACACCAUAACCCUCAUCCGCAUCGUCGGUCUGAACAGGUGGGAUGAGAUCCGCUUCUUUCACAAGAUCAUGUCAAGGCCCGAGAAUCGACAUGUUUUCUCCCCACUCGAUCUAUGCUACCACAAGGAGCGAGUCCGUCGCACAGCUCUCGAAGCUGCGUGUGCGAUUCGCGAUCCGGCACAAGCCCGCACUCUCUGCGGCUGUCUUAUCGUUGUCCAAUCCUCCAACCUGGGCCAGCGGACGUCAACGAUCGGCGGCCUUCUUUCGAUCAGGGGCAAAUACCACGCUCUUACAACGAGCCACGCCCCCGAUGACGAGGAUGAGCCUCCAGACAAUUCGGUUGACGAUGAGAGCGAUUCUGAUGUGGGCUCGCUCUUUAUCUUUGAUGGUGAUAUUGAUAAUGGCGAUUCGGAUUCGGUUACUUCCUUUGCUCCGGACGAUGGUGAAAGCGCGAGGGGCGAAACCGCGGGACAGAUUCACGAGACUGCGUCAAUGGAAGAGGAUGCCCUCAACGAUGGAGCAGGAUCCACAAGGGAAAUGAAGAGUAAGGUCUCGACAGAGAAGGAAAAAUCUACCGCAGAGCGUUCAUUUGCAGACAUGAUACAAGCAACAAACGCAAGUCACAUGAGGCCUGAAGACUUGACGACCAAGGAGGGAUACAUCACGUGCCGAAUCGAUGAAGAUAGACUACGGAGCGGGAACGACUGGCUACUUGUACCGGUGGAAGCCAACCUAUUGCUUCUAAAUAGAAUCCCAGAUGGCGCAGGGAAACCACCAAUGUGGCAGAAUCCUUUCAUCGAAAGCUACUGCCCUGAUCUAAAUCAGGUAUUCGUGGACCACGAUCAUCCAGACACACCGCCGUCCCAGAAAACGGUGUGGGCAGUUUCCGGAAUGAAAGGGUUGGUGCGUAGCCAUCUUUGCCCAAACUCUUCGUUCAUGAUCUCGGGCGGUGGUGAAAGAGUGCAAGAAAUUUGGACGGUUAAGGUAGAGGCCUCUAGUCGAGGUUUUCAAUCAGGAGAUUCGGGCUCCUGGAUCGUCGACGAUAAAUCGAGACGCGUUCUUGGCGUCUUGAUCGCUCGUUCCAGCGGUGUCGGAUAUAUGGUCUCCUUUGCUAGUAUUCGACAGGACAUCGCGACCACGUUGCGAAUCAGACAGACGUCGGUACAAUUGGCCUCUAGAAUGGACCCCUUGCUCCGCGGCCGCGGCAGCAGCACCGGCAGGGUCAUCCGGUCCUUCUCCCCAGUCAGGUACACGAGGCGGGCGCCAGCCGCACAAUCCUGGAGCCAGAUGCUCUCAGGCGCCGCGGCAGCAACUCUCGAUGUUGUGAGGCACCCAGUCGAUCUUGGUCACAACCCAUCAGUACUCGUUUUGUUCAUUGCCACGGUGUACAUGUCUCUCUUAUGGGAGAUUCCGUCCGCGUGGCGCUCGGUGACUACCUUACAGAAUGCUCUAGUACCACCAGCGUGCGCCCUGCUCUUCUGGGCCCUCACCGAGCUCGAGAUGCGACGCAGACCCACGACGUACAGCCGACAUGAUAGACUAGCCAUUCGAAGAACUCUCUGCACGUGGCUCUGGGUCACUGUCGCGGCUGGUCUUUUGGCUAGCUUAGGGAUCUACAUUGUGCGAGGCCCGGCCUCGAACCCUUUUACUCUACGUUCGAACGGGCAGAGAGUUAGCGAUCAAUCUAUAAGGGAUUUCAGUGACGCGAUGGAACGUCUGAGGAGGUCGGACCCUCAGGCUCGGUACAAUGCUUUCGAAGACGACUUGAGGGAUUUGAACCUCGCUUUGAGACGUUUGGAUUUCCGGGCCGUAUACUACAAACUUAAAGACAUGGUGUUGAGAAAGCUUUCGAAGCACAAGUGGUUGAGGCAACUGUAA